Salvia miltiorrhiza (redroot sage) is the source of this 1520-nucleotide messenger RNA. RefSeq names its product zinc finger protein JAGGED-like. Lineage: Eukaryota; Viridiplantae; Streptophyta; Magnoliopsida; Lamiales; Lamiaceae. Gene Ontology annotation, molecular function: DNA-binding transcription factor activity. The transcript has 5 exons. The record is from RefSeq and is a predicted model, not a curated record. Bases 527 to 1240 code for a protein of 237 amino acids.
UGAAUGGAAAAGGGUUUGAUGCUAUCUGCACCAAUAAGAUGCAUGUUUUAUGGUCACUAGUCUGAAACUUAAGGCUUGGAGUUAUAUAUAGAUGAAUGUGUGGUUUGCAUAAUUUAGUGUGUGUUAUGAUGCAGGCUACUAGGAGUAGGGCAAUAAUCCUAUCUACCAGCAUAAACAUAAGGCCAUGUCCUUCUCACUCACUCUCUCCCGAAUGCAAAAGCCUCUCUUCAUCCUCUCCUUUUUAAAGUCACGAGACCUUGUGUUCCCUUGAUGUUCUUUCAAUUUUAGAGAGAGAGAGAGAGAGAGAUGUCUCCACAGGAGCUGGCAGAAAGAAAAAUCUGAUAGAGAACUUUCAACCCUCCUUUCUUCAACAUCACUCAACUAUAGCCUCUACAUUGCAGUCCCAAACUGAAGUCUUAUAUUUUCCCAAGCUAUACUUCUCUCCCAUCUAAAAGAUUGAUCGCCAAAAAACAAAAUUUAUUUUUAUACAUUUCUCUUUUUUCAACUGUCUUUCUCUGUCGGUUCCAUGAGACCAGAGGGAAAUCCAUUAGACCUCAACAACUUACCUGAGGAUUAUGCAAGAGAUGCCAAACUUACCUCUGAGGACAGCUCUUCUUCUGCUGUCUACAGGAAAAAGAAAAGCGGCGCUAAGGAGGGAAAAGAUGAGCCCUCUAAGGUCUACGAGUGCAGGUUUUGUUCCCUCAAGUUCUGCAAAUCUCAGGCUCUCGGCGGCCACAUGAACCGCCACCGCCAAGAGAGGGAGACUGAGACGCUCAACAAGGCGCGCCAACUGGUUUUCACCAAUGAUUUAGCUCCCACGGGACACCUAGGUUAUGUUUCAACCGGGCAUGGCGGGACGUAUCAUCAAGGAGGCAGCAUGAGCGGGGAGGCGGCGCUGCCCUUCAGACCGGUGUACCCUACCAGAUUGUUUCCCGCGCCUCCGCCGCCGCCACCGCCGCCAGCGCAGGGCCCCUACAUGUAUGCAUCGCCCCCGCGCAUGCUGUCGUUCCACUCGCAGGGGGCGGGGGCGGGGGCGGGGGGCGAUUACUUCGUGGGGCACGUGCUGUCGAACCCGGGGUUCGGAGGGGAAGGGGGGAACAACAACUACACGUGCAUCGGGGCGCCGGUGGGGCAGGGGUUCGGCGGAGGAGGAGGCGGAGGCGGAGGCGGAGGCGGUGGUGGUGGUAGAGACGUGUCUCUGCAGAAUCAAGAGGAAGGACUGGGGUGGGGCCGGAGGUAGACAGGGACAAGAUUGGAAAAUGUUUGGAUCGUAUAUGUUGAUCAAUCCGCAUCAAUAUGGAUUCUUUUAUUUUGUUUUUGUGUGUUUCUCUUUUCUUUUUUUUCUAAAUAUUUUGGUGUUAUUUUGUUGGAGAGAGUGAGAGUGGAGUGAUGAUGCUGGCGCUCUCUCUCUCUCACUCAAACAGAAAGAAUCCAAAACAAGCUGACAAAUCUUCAAGGCUGAUAAAUUUUGGGUUUAUGUUUCUGGAGGUGUUUUGAGCUCUCACAUUCACAUGAAUCAC